CUUCUUCUUUGUGUUGCUUCAUUUUGGGUCUUUACUUCAAUAGCAUUGCUUACACACCCUUUGGCAACAUUAGCACACACGAACAAAUGCCGCUCACUUCGACGUCGUCCUCUGGAACGCUGCGCCCGCCUUCGUCCACGUCGCUUGCGAACGUGACUGUAGACGAGGUUGUCAGUCGGCUGUGCGCUGCGCUCGAGGCCGCUCUCCCCGCUGGCGAGGAGAUGGGCGAGGAUCGCUUGUCGGCCGAGGUUGCCGACUUUCUAAUGAUCCGCGGAAUGACCGACUACGACUCGAAAGAAUCCAUCGAGCUGGCUGCGCGAGUGAUCGAGUACGGUGUUGACGCUGUGCUCAUGCGCGAGAUGGCCACCGCGACCGAGGUGAUGCUGGACACAGUGCUGCCCUUGUUCGACCGCGUCGAGACGGUCAUUGCACGCUGCGAAAAGGAGGUGCGCGACAACCCCGCGCUCAAGUUCCCCGCGCUGCUGCUCGACAAGCUCGCCGUCUUGCGUGCCAAGCGGACAGACACAACGCCAGAGAAGGCGCGCGAGGUCAUUCUCGAGUUCGAGUCCACCCGCGCCAACUCGGCCGUGCAGGAGAGCAUGCGGCGCAAAAAGUCUGCCUUCAACGAGCGCACGCGCAAGUUUGAGGAUGCCCAACAGACCGUAUCACAAGUCCGCAACGAGUCGAUGCGUCUCAAGUCGACCAAGUCUCGUCCGAGGAUUGAUUUGAUUUAAGCGUUUUUGCGGUAGCGGUGGCCAAUGGGCAGCCAGUGCUUUUUUUUUUCGGAAGAGGCCAGACAAAAACAAAAAAAAACGGUCGACUUUGAUUGUACUUUGAUUGCCACGUUUGAUUGUGACUUGUUUAUCAUGUCCUGCCCCCUCGCAUGUUCCAGCACAAAUUGACAAUGUUUCUUGAUAGA
This is a messenger RNA of Capsaspora owczarzaki ATCC 30864, 919 nucleotides long. RefSeq lists its product as hypothetical. The record is from RefSeq and is a predicted model, not a curated record. The transcript is spliced from 2 exons. NCBI's taxonomy places the organism in Eukaryota, Filasterea, Ministeriida, Capsasporidae. Bases 87 to 734 code for a protein of 215 amino acids.